UCUCUUCAGGGGACAUUAUUCACUACAGGAAGCUCAUUCAGUAGGUGCUUAGCAUAAGAAGAGGAAAAGCCAGCAUGGCAGCAGACAGCGACGUGGCUCCUGAAGAAAAAAAGAGCACUACUCCUGCAAAAAGGGCCGUCCACAAGAUCCGAAUGGCCAACCUAGUCUUCAGCUUGGCACAAGGUUGGCAGCAGUGGGCAUCUGACCACCACUCAAAGCAAGCCCAAGAGCCCUCUGGAUGGGUCCCCCCUGAGGAAAACUCAUCAGUUGAGACUGUAGAAGAAAGAUACUUUCAAAAAUGGCCAAGUUCAUCAGUCAAGAGGGACCAAGGAAAAGAUGAUGAAAAAUCCUUAGCGAAGGAAUCAGUGACAAUAAGAGAUGCUGAAAAACUUUCAAGGGAAUCAGAUGAAGCCCUCAAAAAGUUCAACAUUAAAAGCAAAGAAGUGACCAAAACAGUCGUAAGCAAAGCCUUCGAACGAGGAGGAGAUGUUAGCCUCCUCAGUGAAAGAUAUGAGAAUAACAAUGGUAGUUCAGAGGUGACCAAGCUCAAAGAAGAAUCAAGUGCUAUUGACAAAAUUCUUAGUGGCUCAUUAUCUCCAACCAUAAGAAGAAAGUGUUCAAACGUCGUAUCACAGCUGACCAAGGGCUGGAAACAAAUUGAACAAGAAGACAAAGAGAGGGCUAAGGAAGAACUGCUGCUGAAGUGUCGUGAUGACAGCCUGGAUGCAGGGGACAGUGGUUAUGGGGAACCAGAGUACAAACUCGAGCAAGAAGACAGUGACCAAGAGGUGACGGCUGUGAGGAUUAAACGACCUGCACCUUCUUUCGCAAGCAGGCUUAGCGAAGCACGCACCAAAGCCCACAGGACAGACAGCCCUGUUAACAGCCUGAAGGACAGAUGGCAAGAAUGGGCCGAUCAGCACAUCAUAACACAGAAGCUGAAUCCCUUCAGCGACGAAUUUGACCACGAGCUGGCCAUGUCCACACGCCUGCACAAAGGAGAUGAAGGCUACGGCCGUCCAAAGGAAGGAACCAAAACCGCUGAAAGAGCCAAGAGAGCCGAAGCCCACAUCCACCGGGAGAUUAGAGACAUGUGCUUCAUCAUUGAAUCAAUGGCUAAACCACGGCCUGACGGCAAGAUCCAGGUCACUUUUGGGGAACUCUUUGAGAGAUAUGUUCGUAUUUCAGAUAAGGUUGUUGGGAUUCUCAUGAGAGCCAGGAAACAUGGGUUGGUGGACUUUGAGGGAGAAAUGUUAUGGCAAGGAAGGGAUGAUAAUGUCAUAAUUACUUUACUAAAAUAAGCAUGCUACAAGAAGAGAAACUUGUUUUGGAAAACCUUUCUCCACUUCUUUCUCCUUUAGCGUUUGCACAGUUUGAAUGCAAGAUUCCCCCUGUUCACCCACACAGAAAAGACAGCAGUUUUCUGAAGAUGUAUUUUAUAACUACUGCAUGAUAAUGCAAGCAUGCAGAGGGAUUUUUCUCUGUACUGGGAGGGCUUGCACAAAACCUCAGCUAAUUACUACAUGAAAAAUAAAGAGAAAAAUCUAUAUUGAAUAUAAGCAGCUGAAGAUAAAAACCCAUAGCAAUAUAAACAGUUAGAAAUUAAUCCAAAUUUUUACUUGUUCUUACAUUCAAGAUCUUCCCAACUACUUAAACUGGGAUAUAAACUAUGUCAGAUCAGAAACUAUUGCAUGUCAAUAUAAACUCAGACCAAGUUUCUGACCUGUGAAAGUGAUGUUGUGUACAUAUAUCCAAAUUAAUUUAUUUAAAUACAUGCAAAAAGCGUUUUACUUAAACAUAGACUCAAGGAGUCCACAUUAGUUUCCUUUACAAACAGGAUAUGCAACUACUACUGCAGUAUUAUCUUUUAGCAACUAGUGAUACCACUUUCUUUUACAAAUAACAUACAAACUAGGAGAAAAUCCUUUUUAUAAAUGGGUUUUUAUAUUUAAUGUAUUUAUAUAACUAAUUUAUAAGACAGUUUCAUAUUUAGAGUUAUGGAUGUUGAAGAGAAGACACACAGAAUGUAAUGCACAAAGAAGUUUUUAAUAGAUAGCCACAUAGAAAAUACCUCCUGUGCAAUGUUGUGCAAUGUAUCAUCUGAUUUAUCUAUGUAAAUACAUAUCGAGAAAACAAUAUGUAUCGUAUGAAAAACAGUCAGGUACUUGUACUGUUGCGUACAGCAAAAAAGUGACUACAAUCAGCACCUUCCAUUGAAAUGUACCUCCGUGAGAAAAGGUACAGAAACAGUGUUCUUAACUGCAAUCAACUGAGGGAAAAUGGUGUUUCUCAUUACACAUAAACAUUGGCUUAAUUUUACAGCAUUUGCCAUUAAAACCAUCCUGAUGUCAGUGAAAUAAUAUAUUUCAGACUUAAGUGAUGCUGAAUAGGAAUAAAUGCUAGUGAACUAACACUUCCAGGUCUUAAAAUUGUAUUAUGCACAAAUCUGAGACCUCAGUAUGGUCUACAACACAUACUGGAUUA
Molecule: messenger RNA, 2484 nt
Organism: Cuculus canorus (common cuckoo)
Lineage: Eukaryota; Metazoa; Chordata; Aves; Cuculiformes; Cuculidae
Gene: ABRA
Product: actin binding Rho activating protein
Exons: 2
Coding region: 75-1301 (408 amino acids)
Biological process (GO): positive regulation of Rho protein signal transduction; positive regulation of transcription by RNA polymerase II
Cellular component (GO): sarcomere
Molecular function (GO): actin binding
Source: RefSeq, a predicted model, not a curated record